UCGCGAACCGCCGCACCAAGAGCAUGGACCACCUCGUCGCAUCUCACAACCAACCCAAUCGCAAAAACAACGACUUUCCUCGAUCGCUCACCUCAUUCUAAACCCAAAAAAACUAAUUUUUCCUCUAAAACAACCCUCAAAAUCAACUUCCCAACCCAAAAAAAACUAUUUUUCCUUCAAAAACACACUUUCCUGGCCAAAAAAAUCGAGAAAUCGCGGAAAACCGCCGGUAUGAGAGACGACACUGGUGUUUCUCCUGAAGACGGGGGCUUAUUGAGAUGAAACCUUCCGACCUAGAACACUCCCGACCCUUAGAAGGGUGGAACAGUAGUUGGUGAUAGUGACGGAAAGGGAAUAAACAAUGCUAGAAAGGGGUAGCAGUCUGUUUUGACCGCCGUUCAAGUUCGUGAAUUAGAUUUAUUGAUUCGUUUUGCGAAGCCCCUUUUAAAGAAGAAAAAUAAAGAUAUUCUAAAGGAAAAACUUGUUACUAUAUCAACAAAUUGGAACUACUACAAUAAACCAAAAAAGUCUGCUUCUUGAUUUAAUCGAAAAAGAAAAUCAGGAAGAAAUAGACUAGUUCAAGCAACAUUGUGUUCUUCAAUAUGGAAUUUGUAUGCGAAGUUCUAAAUCAAGAUAAGCUGUUCUUAUUGCCGAUAGUGAUCAUCCUCUACGUGGUAUUUCACAUAAAAAAAUUGUAUUAGGACAACAAGAAUAUGUAAAAUAAAGACAUUCAGUUUAGAUUUAUAGGAUUUAAAUUAUAUUUAAGUGAUUCAUAGUGGAUUUGACGGAUGGAAUGACGUAUUCAACUUAAGACUUUACAGGACCUUACCCCAAUCCUGACUGAAACCCAAACCAAAAACUACCUAGUGAACCAAAAAAAAAACAAAAUUAACCAAAAUAAAAAAAUUUCAAGGAAAAUUAAAAUGUCUUAUUUUGUACGAUACAUUCUAGGCAAAUUAGUAGAGAAUUAACUAAUUAAUAAUUAAAUUAAAUUAAAAUGCUUAUCAGUAUAUCUGAGUAGUGCCCUUUCGUAUGGAGGCUAACUAUUCUAGACAAUUGUCGUCGAAUCAUACAAACUAUACGACCACAGAUCAUGGCUAUAAUUUGGCGCAAAGUAUCGCUAUGUGCAUCAUUUUGGGCGGGAUCAUCAUCACCACAAUUAUAGGAAAUACGUUGGUUUGCGUGUGUAUAUUCCUGGUGAGGAAACUGCGACGGCCCUGUAACUACUUGCUGGUCAGUUUGGCUGUCAGCGAUCUGUGCGUGGCCAUCCUGGUCAUGCCCAUGGCCCUCAUUUACGAAAUCUGUGGACAGUGGAUAUUUGGGGACAUCGCAUGCAAUCUAUGGGUGAGCCUGGACGUCCUGAGCUGUACCUCGUCCAUCCUGAACCUGUGCAUGAUCUCCGUGGACCGGUACUACGCCAUCACGAAGCCGCUGGAGUACGGCGUGAAGCGCACGCCGCGGCGCAUGAUCCUCUGGAUAGUGCUGGUGUGGUGUUUGGCGGCGAUGAUCUCCCUGCCGCCCCUCCUCAUCCUGGGCAACGAACACUCUAUCGCGGAGGAGGGCGGCAGGACCACGCCCAACGUGUGUCUAGUGUCGCAACAUAUCGGUUACCAGGUGUACGCCACGAUGUGCAGCUUCUACAUUCCGCUCACCGUGAUGAUCCUGGUCUACUACAAGAUCUUCCGUGCGGCACGGAGGAUAGUGAACGAGGAGAAGAAGGCCCAGAGCCACCUGGAGCCCCACUGCUACCUGGAGAUCAGCGUGAAAAAUGGGGAAGGACCGCCGGAGAACAAGAUUGCCGGCCAGUCGCCGGCCAACUGUUCCAGGGCGGGGAACCACAGGUCGAGUUCGGCCAGCACCAACACGGUGUGCAGUCUGGACCCAACCCUAGGCCGCUGCUUCAAGUCGCGUCACAGCAACGAGUCCCAGUGCCCCAUGCUCUCAUCCUUCCCCUCCAAGCCACCCGGGAGCACCAAACUGCGCCAGCCCAAGUCAGGCAUCCUCAGCGCAGUGGUGCGGGCAUCCCCCGUGGUCAACUCCAACCAGAAAAAACUGCGCUUCCAGCUGGCCAAGGAGCGGAAGGCCAGCACCACGCUGGGCAUCAUCAUGAGCGCCUUCAUCUUCUGCUGGCUGCCCUUCUUCGUGCUGGCCCUCAUCAGGCCGUUCUUCCUCAGCGACACCAUCAACUUCAUGAACACUCUGAGCAGUUUGUUUUUGUGGCUGGGCUACACCAACAGUCUGCUCAAUCCCAUUAUUUAUGCGACGUUGAAUAGGGAUUUUCGGAAGCCUUUCAAGGCGAUUCUGUACUUCAGGUGUGGCAGUUUGAAUCACAUGAUGCGAGAAGACUUCUACCAUAGUCAGUUUGGUGAUCCUGAGCACAACGCGACCAGGUACCACAUGGACUAUGAGGAAGGAGUCGAGUACAUUGAAGCUGAAGGAGAAGGACUAAAAGUGCAGGAGAUUGACGCUGCGCACGAAUCUUUUCUGUGAUCGAUUUUGGUGCACUAAAGUGGUACCGUUUGGACUCAAAGACUUUAUUUAGUUCGUAUGUUUUCUUUCAUUGGUGCGACCAUGGUGACAAUCGACUUAAAUUUUACCUAUCUUCGUGUUUUUAACAUGUAUUAGUUCCUGUUCUAGUCAAUUUAUAAGCUUUUUAUACUAAAAAGGAAAAGAAAACAAAACAAAACACAAUAUAACAAAAA
Messenger RNA from Sitophilus oryzae (rice weevil), 2702 nucleotides. RefSeq names its product 5-hydroxytryptamine receptor 1-like (gene 5-HT7). The record is from RefSeq and is a predicted model, not a curated record. Gene Ontology annotation, biological process: adenylate cyclase-activating adrenergic receptor signaling pathway. Lineage: Eukaryota; Metazoa; Arthropoda; Insecta; Coleoptera; Curculionidae. The transcript has 10 exons. The coding region runs from base 1033 to 2490 and encodes 485 amino acids. Gene Ontology annotation, molecular function: G protein-coupled amine receptor activity. Gene Ontology annotation, cellular component: membrane.